GGGGCAAAAAGUAAAAUUCAGUCAAGAUGUCGGAGAAAAAGAUGUCCUCGAGUCGCAAGCAUCAUCUAAAGAGCUUGAUGCUUGCUAUCGCUAAAGGUUUACUGGAACAGGAAGUAAAGGACAUAGAGGUGGAGAGGCAGAGAUACAUGUCAGAAACCUGCCAGCCUCUGUCUCUACCUGGAUCCAUGCAGGCAUUACAGGAAUUGUGCAAGGAGCUUCACCACAAAAUUGAUGUCACUGACGAGGAGAGAUAUGACCUGGAAAUGAAAGUCAAUAAGAGUGCAAAGGAGAUCGAGGACCUGAACAUCAAAGUUAUUGACCUGAAGGGCAAGUUCAAGAAACCCGUGCUGAGGAAAGUGCGCAUGUCUGCCGAUCAGAUGCUUGGGGCUCUUCUGGGCUCCAAACACAAGGUGUCCCUGGAUCUGAGAGCCAACCUGAAACAAGUCAAGAAGGAGGUCAAAGAGGAGGAUAAGGAACUGCGUGAUGUUGGAGACUGGCGUAAGAAUAUUGAAGACAAGUCUGGCAUGGAUGGCAGGAAGAAGAUGUUUGAAACUGAGGCUUAAAUUUAGUUGUAGUUUUUUGAGGCUUAAUUUAAGUUUUAGUUUUUUUGAAGUUCAAUGUGCUGCUCAAACAUAACGGGCCUUGUCUUUAAUUUGUGAGAAACUGUACUUUAAACACAUUCAUUUACAUUUGCUAUUGUGGGAAAGUAAAUGUGAUCACUUAGUUUUCUGUUCAAUAUUGGACCUGAAAUGUGCAUUCUCAACCUUGUA
Rhinichthys klamathensis goyatoka is the source of this 770-nucleotide messenger RNA. It is a transcript of the gene tnni2a.1, whose product is annotated as troponin I type 2a (skeletal, fast), tandem duplicate 1. The record is from RefSeq and is a predicted model, not a curated record. The transcript is spliced from 6 exons. Lineage: Eukaryota; Metazoa; Chordata; Actinopteri; Cypriniformes; Leuciscidae. Bases 27 to 563 code for a protein of 178 amino acids. Gene Ontology annotation, biological process: muscle contraction. Gene Ontology annotation, cellular component: troponin complex.